Molecule: messenger RNA, 806 nt
Organism: Perca fluviatilis (European perch)
Lineage: Eukaryota; Metazoa; Chordata; Actinopteri; Perciformes; Percidae
Gene: dmac2l
Product: distal membrane arm assembly component 2 like
Exons: 5
Coding region: 197-730 (177 amino acids)
Source: RefSeq, a predicted model, not a curated record
CUCUGAGGCCCAGCCAAUGAGAGGGCACGUUCGCUUUACGCCAUAGGUCAAAGGUUGCAGCGAUGGACGCUUCUCAAAUGUAAACAGUCUUGUCUGUUUGGAGGGCAGCUGUGAGACAUGAGGCUUUUAUCGAAGGCAGUGCAGUCUGCUGUGGGUCAGAGGGAGUGGAGCCGCAGACACUUCUGGGGCUGGCUCAAUGCGGUCUUUAACAAGUGAGACAACACUGUUACACGGGGUGGACUACGAAAGGAUCAAAGCUGUUGGUCCAGACCGAGCUGCAGCAGAGUGGCUGCUGAGAUGCGGUGCCAAAGUGAGGUUUCAAGGUUUCGAUCGCUGGCAACACGACUACAAUGGACUGCCAACUGGGCCUCUGGGCAGAUACAAGAUCCAGGCGAUAGACGCUACUGAAUCCUGCAUCAUGUACAGAGGCUUUGACCACCUGGAUGGCUUGGAACAUGUGGAGGAAAUCAAGUUUAACAAGUGUAUCUACAUCGAGGACACCUGCCUGGAGAGGCUGAGCUCAGUAGAGAAUCUGCAGGAGAGUUUGAACACGAUGGAGGUGGUGUCGUGUGGGAACGUAACCGACAAAGGCAUCAUCGCCCUGCACAGACUGAGGAAUCUGGAGACUCUGUUUCUCAGUGAUCUUCCCGGAAUCAAAGACAAACAAACGACAGUUGACAGACUACAGACGGCACUCCCACGUCUGGACGUAUCACUGGACCUGGACUGAUUGAGAAACAACUUCCUGUUAUAAUUGUAAAACACGGAUGCCUUUUAAAAAAAAAAAAAAAAAAAAAAAAAAAAGA